CAUCAAACCUCCCAGCAUCCCGAGUCCGCCUCCAAUACUUGUUUCCUCCCUUCAUCUCGAUCUAUCCACCUCAUCCAGCUCCCCCUUUUUGUGCUUAUAUCGUGGGCGCUAUUCUCUCUUGACUCAUUCUCGUUAAAGUUGUUCUUUCGACCAUAUCGACUAUGGCCUCCAGAGCCGCAGCAGGCGCCCGUCCCGGGGCCAGGUUCGCUCAGUUCAAGCUUGUAUUGCUGGGAGAGUCCGCAGUCGGAAAGAGUUCGCUAGUACUGAGAUUCGUCAAGGAUCAAUUCGAUGAUUACCGCGAGUCGACCAUUGGCGCCGCCUUCCUCACACAAACCAUCUCCCUGGACGAAAGUACGACAGUCAAGUUCGAGAUAUGGGAUACAGCCGGCCAGGAGAGAUACAAGUCUCUGGCUCCCAUGUAUUACAGGAACGCCAACUGCGCGGUCGUUGUGUACGAUAUCACUCAGGCUUCGUCGCUGGACAAGGCCAAGUCAUGGGUGAAGGAACUACAGCGUCAGGCAAACGAGAAUAUUGUCAUCGCCCUUGCAGGAAACAAGCUCGAUCUCGUGACGGAGAGCCCGGACAAGAGGGCCAUUCCUACGGCUGACGCCGAAGCCUAUGCACGUGAAGCUGGUCUUCUGUUCUUCGAGACAUCUGCAAAGACCUCCUCUAAUGUUAAGGAACUAUUCACAGCAAUCGCGAAGAAGCUCCCUCUUGACCAGGCAGGUCCUCGAAACUUGCGCACAACUCCCCGUCCUGGUGUCGAUCUGCGGCCAGAAGCACCCGGUACCCAAGGUGCCGGUUCCUGCAACUGCUAGGCUUUCCAAGUGGCGUAUACUAACUAACUGUUGUGUGUCGAGUCCUCGAUCUAAUCCACC
Molecule: messenger RNA, 878 nt
Organism: Aspergillus costaricaensis CBS 115574
Lineage: Eukaryota; Fungi; Ascomycota; Eurotiomycetes; Eurotiales; Aspergillaceae
Product: Rab family GTPase
Exons: 5
Coding region: 162-818 (218 amino acids)
Molecular function (GO): GTP binding; GTPase activity
Source: RefSeq, a predicted model, not a curated record